CAGGCGUUGUAUCCGGGUCCAGAUGAAGGCUGGCAGGUGUACAGCUCGGCAUCGGACCCUGAUGGGAAGUGUGUGUGUACAGUGGUUGCUCCCGCUCAGAACCUCUGCAAACGAGACCCCCGCAGCCGUCAGCUACGCCUACUCACAGAACAGGUGCAGAACGUGAGUCAGUCUAUGGAGGUGAUGGAUCUGAGUACGUCUAGAGACCUGCAGUACGUCAGGGAUACUGAACCACUACUGAGAGGAGUAGACGGACACAUACACACCUACACCACCAACCCACGCAGACUCACUAAGAAGGGCCUGCAGGAGUUGAAGGGUCAGAUGUCUCAGCUGCGCCCCCUGUUGUCGGUGAUUGACCAGUACAGGUUAGACCUCCAGACCCUGGCCGUGCUCCGAGCGGAGGUCCUUAACCUGUCGAUCAUCCUGACAGCCAUUCAGGAGGAGGUGGGGGCCUACGACUAUGAAGAACUACAACAGAGAGUGCUACUGCUGGAGACGAGGCUGCACGCCUGUAUGAACAAACUGGGCUGUGGGCGAUUAACAGGGUUGAGCAUCCCUAUCACUGUUAGAGCGUCGGGCUCCCGCUUCGGAUGCUGGAUGACCGACGCCAUGAUACCCAGCUCCGACAGCAGGGUGUGGUCUAUGGAUGGUUACUAUAAAGGGAGGCGUGUAUUAGAGUACAGGACCAUGGGAGACUUCACUAGAGGACAGAAUUUUGUUCAGCACCUCUUACCUCACCCCUGGGCCGGGACAGGUCAUGUGGUCUACAACGGAUCACUGUACUACAACAAACACCAGAGCAACAUACUGGUGCAGUACCACUUCCGAUCCCGUAACGUGGUGCUCCAGAGGAGUCUGAGUGGAGCAGGUUACAACAACACCUUCCCCUACAGCUGGGGGGGGUCUUCUGACAUAGACCUGAUGGCUGAUGAGACCGGCUUCUGGGCAGUCUACACCUCCAUACCUAACGCUGGGAACAUACUGGUCAGUCGGUUGGAUCCUCGUUCCCUCGACAUUCUCCAGAGUUGGGACACAGGGUUUCCUAAACGCAGUGCAGGGGAGACCUUCAUGAUCUGUGGUACCCUGUACGUCACCAACUCCCAUCUGGCCGGAGCUAAGGUCCACUUUGCUUACCACACCAACUCCUCCAGCUAUGAGUACACAGACAUCCCCUUCCACAACCAGUACUCUCACAUCUCCAUGAUGGACUACAACCCCAGAGAAAGGGCCCUCUACACAUGGAACAAUGGACAUCAGGUCAUCUAUAAUGUGACCCUGUUUCAUGUUAUACAGAGCGAUGGAUAGAGGAGGAGAGGAGGGGAGGAGGGAAAGGAGAGAGACUGA
Molecule: messenger RNA, 1347 nt
Organism: Oncorhynchus masou masou (cherry salmon)
Lineage: Eukaryota; Metazoa; Chordata; Actinopteri; Salmoniformes; Salmonidae
Product: noelin-2-like
Exons: 7
Coding region: 175-1308 (377 amino acids)
Biological process (GO): signal transduction
Source: RefSeq, a predicted model, not a curated record